CGAAUUUUAAAAAGUUCGUUGAAGCGAUCAUGUCCAUUAAAAUUUCCACGAGGUAAGUUCUAUCUUGGUGAUGCUGGUUUUGGCGUGAUGGGUGGCUUGAUUCCACCGUAUAGAGGGGAGAGAUACCAUUUGAAAGAGUAUUCACGUAACCCACCGAAGACUAUGCGUGAGCUAUUUAAUUUGCGACACUCAACGCUCAGAAAUGCUAUUGAGAGAGCAUUUGGGGUCUUAAAAAAGAGAUUUCCGAUUAUGGCUAGCGCAGAUGAACCAAAUUUUGAUGUUAGGACGCACACACGGAUCAUAUUAGCGUGCUGUAUUUUACAUAAUUUUCUUAUGGGCGUCGAUCCCGAUGAAGUUAUACUCAGAGAAGUGGAUGAAGAACUUGCCAACAGAACUGAUGCUGAACAUGAAAACCAAGCAGAUGAUGUUAAUGAAGAAGAUGACGUUGCAAGGGGACAAGUUGUUAGGGAUCGUAUCGGAAAUGCGAUGUGGCGGGAUUACACCACUUAGGUGUUUGUGAAUUGUAUUAAAUUUGUUAGACUUAUUUGAUCUCUAGAAUACAUUAGUUAUUAAAACUCCGAAUUUGUUUUUCAGUUUAUUUGUUUGCCCAUGGCUCUUGUAUGAAUUGCCUCCUUGUUCUACAACACAAGAUUAAAACAGUUUAUAUUAAUAUUGAAUUAUUAUCAAUGUAACCUUGUUUUAGUUUGUUGUGUUGUUUACUGACUUUAUUUGUUUAUAAAUAGAGACAGUGUAAUGCCUCCAAAAAGAAUCCGCACCGAAGGAGUUGAUGCUACUUCAACUGAUGAAAGAACCAAUUGGGCACGUGAUAUGGAUGAAUUCCUACUCGAUUCUCAUCUUAAUCAAACUUGUUUAGGGAAUCGCCCUAAUGGUACUUUCAGUGCUCAUGCUUAUAAUCAGAUUUUGAAUGGAUUGGAAGAAAAAUUUCCAAACAUCACUUGGAAUAAAGAUAAGUUCAAGAAUGGAGUCAAGACUCUAAAGAAGACAUGGCAAAAGGCAUAUGAUUUAUUUAAAAAUGCAUCUCAAAGUGGUUGGGGCUAUAAUGAGAAUACUCACACAUGGGAGGUUGAGCCACAAGUUUGGAAUGAAUUUGUUCAGGCUCAAUGGCAAGGAUAGGGCUAUUGGAGAAGGUGCUGACACUGCCUCUGAAAUCAGAGCAAGAAGAGUUGCAUCUACACAACAAUAUUCUGGCUCAGGUAGUAUGAUCCAUGAUAUUGACGAUAUGACAGAGCAGGAUGAAAUUCAGAUUGAAGGUUUUAGCUCCCCUGGUGCUAAUGAAACCUCUCCAGCUACUGUUGAUGUGGAAUCAGGUACUACUCAUGCUAACUCAAGUGGUGCUAAACGUGACAAAAAAAAGGGGUAAGUCUAAAGUUUAUUACACUAAGGUUUAAAAAACGUGGCAAAAACCUAACUCUCCACCUAGGUUUAAUUUAUUACACUAAGUUUACUUAAAUCUACCUUACCCAAACAGGCCGUUAGUGUAAUAAAUUAAACCUAGGUUUUAAUAAAAAUUAGGUGAACCUAAGUGAACCUAGGUACAUGUAUAAAAUGUUGUUUGGAUAAAAAUUAAGUGAACCUAAGUUAAUGUAAUAUAUUGUUGUUUGGAUGGAUGUGCUCUAUCUCACUAAUGACAUAUAUACCCUUCAUAUGUAUAAGUGCAUGAUGUUAAUGCUUUUUUUCC
This is a messenger RNA of Cuscuta epithymum, 1699 nucleotides long. The record is from the annotation of a GenBank genome assembly. Lineage: Eukaryota; Viridiplantae; Streptophyta; Magnoliopsida; Solanales; Convolvulaceae.